AUGCCUAUCUAUCAUUUUGAACUGGCUACCAAGCUCACCCAGACCCAAAAGUUGGCUCUGGUUCGUACCAUUACCGACUGGCACGCGACUACGUUCAAGUCGCCUAGGUUCAUCGUAAACGUUCGCUUCGUCGAUGUUUCUCAAGGCUUUUUAGCCGAUUCUUACAUUGGUGGUACUCAAAGACACAUUAAUCGUCUCUUUGUCAGCCUUCGCAGUGGCGCGGGCCGCAGUCAACAAGCCUUGGAAGGCAUGGCCGACAAGCUAGAGAGCUUUUGGAAUGAGACUGUCGGAAGAGACUCCAUUACUAAACAGCUGAGAGGGGUUUUCAUUAUGGGAGAGUUAGAUGUUGCGAAAGAAGCAGGAUUCCACCUCCCACUACCGGGCCAUUUUGAGCAAUGGGUAAAGGAUAACACUGAUGAAUUUCAUCGUUUAGCCGCAGAAGGUGACCCUGACGCGGCACAAGUUGUUGAGGAGAUCAAAGUCCGACCGGAGUUUCAGAAGUAA
Molecule: messenger RNA, 504 nt
Organism: Trichoderma asperellum CBS 433.97
Lineage: Eukaryota; Fungi; Ascomycota; Sordariomycetes; Hypocreales; Hypocreaceae
Source: RefSeq, a predicted model, not a curated record